CUUUGGUGAGCAUCUUGGACUCACUUACAUUGCCUUCCAGCUAGCUGCCUCUUUCCAUAAAACCCAUACAUAUCUUCUCCCUUCCCUAGCUUGCAGCCUCACCUUCUUCUUGUUUUUCUUGCUUGUCUCUAUGCUUUUUGUUGCUUUGAGGAACUAGGCUGAGGAGGACAAAGGCAACAAGGAGAUUUCCAAGGGCCGGCGAGGGAGCUGAGCAUGCAUCCGAGCAGCGGAGCUGUGUCUGUGCCACCGGGGUUCCGGUUCCAUCCGACGGACGAGGAGCUCCUUUACUACUACCUGAGGAAGAAGGUUGCCUAUGAGGCCAUAGAUCUUGACGUCAUCAGGGAGAUCGAUCUCAACAAGCUUGAGCCAUGGGACCUCAAAGAUCGAUGCAGGAUAGGGACGGGGCCUCAGAACGAAUGGUACUUCUUCAGCCACAAGGACAAGAAGUACCCAACGGGGACGAGGACAAAUCGGGCCACGACGGCCGGGUUCUGGAAGGCGACGGGUCGGGACAAGGCCAUCUUCCUCGGCAGCAGCGCCAGGAGGAUCGGCAUGAGGAAGACGCUGGUGUUCUAUGUCGGCAGGGCUCCCCACGGCAGAAAGACAGACUGGAUCAUGCACGAGUACCGCCUCGACGAAGACAACGUUGACAUUCAGUCUGGAACAUUGCAGGAAGAUGGCUGGGUGGUGUGUAGGGUUUUCACGAAGAAGAGCUACCCAAGAGGCAUUAACCCGGCGGAGAUGGCGGCGUUCGAAGACGACGAGCUCCUCCACCCUUUCCCGGGUCAAGCUCAAGCGUCCGCCGCCGGCGCAAUGCAAACCUCGAAGCACAUCCACAUGAACAACCCGCACCUCAUGCAUCAGCAACAGCAGCACUACGAUUACCCUUCCUUCGAUGCGUCCAUGCAGCUCCCGCAACUCAUGAGCACCGAGCACGAGCUCCCCUCCUUCCUCCCCGGCCCGCCCGCCGUUGCCAUGACCUCCCUGGACGUCGAGUGCUCGCAGAACCUGAUGAAGCUCACGUCGAACGGCAGCAGCAAUGGGAUGCUCCACCAUGGCUGCAUCAGCACCAGCGGCGGCGACCCCCGCUUAGCCGCCACGGAUUGGUCUGUCUUGGACAAGCUCCUUGCCUCCCACCAGAACCUGGACCAGCUCUUCCAGGGCAUGGUUACUGCCACAGCGGCAGCAGCAUCAAUGGCGCCUUACCAGCAGCAGCAGCAGCUCAUGGAGCUAGGAAGCAGCAAUGGUAACUCCUCCAUGCAGAGGCUUCCACUGCAGUACCUCGGCUGCGAGGCCGCCGACCUCCUCAGGUUCUCUAAGUAGAACAAUUAGUGGACCUUAGCUUGUACCUCCUCCAAUCAAUAAUAAGACACUUAUUAUGGA
Messenger RNA from Brachypodium distachyon (stiff brome), 1383 nucleotides. Its product is annotated as NAC domain-containing protein 76. Gene Ontology annotation, biological process: regulation of DNA-templated transcription. The transcript has 4 exons. Lineage: Eukaryota; Viridiplantae; Streptophyta; Magnoliopsida; Poales; Poaceae. The coding region runs from base 214 to 1323 and encodes 369 amino acids. The record is from RefSeq and is a predicted model, not a curated record. Gene Ontology annotation, molecular function: DNA binding.